ACAGUGCACAUGCAGUGUGCACAUGCAAUGCUUUGCAUUGGAUAUGCUUUUCUUACAUACAAAUUUGUACUAACACGGUACAAAUUGACUCCUCAAGCAUGUUCGUAUCUUUUUAGAUUUUGAACUCCACAACAAUUAAAAAAGAAAACCUGUAUUUUAAGACAAGAUGUUUUACUGGAAGGUGAACUUGACGACAAUUGUAUACACAACUGACCAUACAUACACUUUGGAAGGUCUUUAAAUGUGGUAAUAAAAAAAGUACAACAAACAACAUAAUACAACCGGCAAGGUCAUUUCAAACUUACUGUAAAUUCAGGUGAGAAACAUUGGAAACAUUGACGUGGAGGUUUGUUAUCAAUACUGCACAAAAAAAAUUCUGUUUCAGUACAAACAGUCUCAAAUGAGAUGUAUUUUAGACCCUGCCCCUAUACCUUUGUCUUCUGCCCUGGUGGGUGGUGUGCAGGUUCAAACAACACCGCGCCACAUAAAAAGGGUGACAUGGCAAUAAAGCUGCAUUCAGAAAAGGGAUAAACAAGAGGAAAGUCAUGAGGGUAGUUUUAGACACUUACUUGCCCCUGCAAAUGUUUUUGUAUUCCUGCUUUUCCGCUGCGGUGUCCUCGCCUCUUUAUUCCUCCUCUUGCAGGUUGCAGGGACAAUUUCCUCUAAAUGGGAUGCACAAAGCUGGAGAUGUGGUUCUAGGUGGGCUGUUUGCAAUGCACUUCUUUUCUGCCUAUCCUGACCUGUCUUUCUCCUCAGAGCCACAGCAGCCCAUCUGUCAUGGUUUUGAUGUUAUAGGAUUCAGACAAGCCCAGACCAUGGCAUUUGCCAUCCAUGAGAUCAACAGAAACUCCAACCUGCUACCUAACGUGACGCUGGGAUACACCCUGUACGAUAACUGCCGCACACUGGGGAUUGGAUUCCGUGCAGCACUGUCCUUGGCCAGUGGUAAAGAGGAUCAAGUCACUUUACACGAGCCCUGUGUAGGAACCCCUCCGGUCCUAGGGAUUGUGGGUGAUUCUUCCUCUACACGUUGCAUUGCAAUCUCCACUGUCUUAGGUUUGUACAGAGUACCUAUGGUGAGUUAUUUUGCCACAUGUUCCUGUCUGAGUGACCGGCAAAGGUUUCCAUCCUUCUUCAGGACGAUCCCGAGUGAUGCUUUCCAGGUGCGUGCUAUGAUUCAGAUUCUUAAACGCUUUGGCUGGACUUGGGCCGGUCUGCUCAUCAGUGAUGAUGAUUAUGGAGUCCACGCUGCCAGAUCCUUCCAUAGUGACCUGGCUCCAUCUGGUGGAGGUUGUCUGGCCUACACAGAGAUUCUGCCCUGGGGCGACAACCCAGAUGAACUAAGGAGAAUAGUGAAUGUGAUGAAGAAAUCCACAGCGCGUGUGGUCAUUGUGUUUGCACAAGAGAGUCACAUGAUUUACCUCAUGAAAGAGGUCGUGAGGCAGAACGUGACAGGCCUGCAGUGGAUGGCCAGUGAAGCCUGGACAGCAGCUGCUGUGCUGCAGACCCCCGACCUCAUGCCGUACCUGGGUGGAACACUGGGCAUUGCCAUCCGUCGAGGAGAAAUAUCAGGGCUCAGGGAUUUCCUGUUACAAAUACGUCCUGACCUACACUAUAACAACAGCUAUGGGAAUGGCAUGGUAAAUCAGUUUUGGGAAUACACGUUUCAAUGUAGAUUUGCACCACCUCCAACAGGUUGGGUGGAAAAUGGAGGAACGUUAUGCACCGGACAGGAAAAGCUGGAGAAUGUGGACACUGAGUUUUUGGACAUUUCAAACCUCAGGCCAGAGUAUAAUGUGUAUAAGGCUGUGUAUGCUCUGGCUUAUGCCCUUCACGACAUGCAGCAGUGUGAGCCAGGGAGAGGACCUUUCAGUGGGCACGGCUGUGGGAAUUUGCAAAGACUGGAGCCAUGGCAGCUUGUGUAUUACUUGGAAAGAAUCAACUUCACCACACCAUUUGGUGAUCAAGUGUCAUUUGAUGAGAACGGUGAUGCCUUACCAAUAUAUGACAUCAUGAACUGGCUGUGGCUCCCUGAUGGAAGAACUGAAGUUCAGAAUGUGGGUGAGGUUAAGAAGUCCGCCUCCAAAGGUGAAGAACUCACACUUGAUGAAGACAAAAUCUUCUGGAACUUUGAAUCCAAACAGCCACCUCGGUCAGUGUGCAGUGAGAGCUGUCCUCCAGGUACACGCAUGGCCAGAAAGAAGGGGGAAGCUGAAUGUUGUUUUGACUGCAUCCCUUGUUCUGAGGGAAAGAUUAGCAAUAAGACUGACUCCAUGGAGUGCACCAGGUGUCCAGAGGACUUCUGGUCCAGCCCCCAGCGUGACCACUGUGUUCCUAAGAGAACAGAGUUCCUCUCCUACCACGAGCCUCUGGGUAUCUGCUUGACAACCACCUCACUGCUGGGAACAUUUAUCUGUGCUACUGUCCUGGUCAUCUUCAUCUGUCAUCGCAGCACACCAGUAGUCCGUGCCAACAAUUCUGAACUCAGUUUCCAGCUGUUGCUGUCACUUAAGUUCUGUUUCCUGUGUUCACUGCUGUUCAUCGGCCGCCCCAGACUGUGGACAUGCCAGUUGAGACAUGUAGCGUUUGGCAUCAGCUUUGUGCUUUGUAUCUCGUGUAUCCUGGUGAAAACCAUGGUGGUUCUGGCAGUGUUCAGGGCCUCCAAGCCAGGAGGUGAAGCCAGUCUGAAGUGGUUUGGUUCUGUGCAGCAGAGAGGGACAGUUCUGGUUCUGACUUCUGUUCAAGCAGCAAUCUGCACCGCCUGGCUCGUCUCUGCUUCACCAGCUCCUCACAAAAACACUCAAUACCACAGUGACAAGAUAGUUUAUGAGUGUGUAGUUGGAUCCACGGUUGCUUUUGCAGUGUUACUUGGCUAUAUUGGUUUACUGGCUGUGCUCAGUUUUUUGUUAGCUUUUUUUGCAAGAAAUCUUCCAGACAGUUUCAAUGAGGCCAAACUCAUAACUUUCAGCAUGCUAAUAUUCUGUGCAGUGUGGGUGGCCUUUGUCCCUGCGUAUAUCAGCUCACCAGGGAAAUUUGCAGAUGUGGUGGAGGUAUUUGCCAUCCUGGCCUCCAGUUUUGGCCUCUUGGUGGCACUGUUUGGACCCAAGUGUUACAUAAUCCUGUUGCGACCAGAGAGGAACACGAAGAAAGCCAUCAUGGGUCGAGGAAUGGAGUCAUAAGAACUGUACUUAAUUUCGUUUCACAUAAUUAAUCGCUUUUAUCUGUAUAAUACAAAAACCAAGGCUUAAAAUAGGUGAACAUUUGUUGAUUCUGCUCAUUGUAAUAGCUAAUAGUAAUGUUAAGUGAUUCAUGAAGAAGGCUUAUUGCAAAAUAAAUGUAUUUGAAAAUGUAAUAUUUCUCCACCUGGAAUAAUGUGUAAGAACGCUUUAACAGACAGAUAUUCCAUUUUACCCAGGAUGGGUAAACCCCUGUAUCAACUUGAAUUUAUUUUCUUUGAAUAAAUUCUUCAUCAUAAUUGUCAACUGCAAUGCAUAAAAAAGGAGACUAUAGAGACUUGAUAUGAUAUGGUUGUUUCAAUUGAGGAGACGUGUUGAACGAUGGGGAGAAAUUAAACAAUUACGGUAAUCUAAUAUAAUUUUCUCAGACAUUUAUAUUUUUUUUAUUAUUUCUUCAAAACUCAAUCGUCAUGGAACAACCCUUGAAAAAAGUUGCAUCAAUAUAAGGAACAAAGACACAACAAUGGACCUUACUUAUAUUUAUGUUUAUUAAUGUUGUUGUUUUUAUGCUGUACAAUGUUUCUCAGAUUAUAAAAAAAUUAAACACUGAAGUAAAAUAGGCCAAUGUUUUCAAAUUUCAUGACUUAAAUGUUUUUAAAUCUAUAACACAGUGUAUUCUGUUGUCUAUGUCAAUAAAUCUGACAUCAUAUGGUCAAA
This is a messenger RNA of Scophthalmus maximus (turbot), 3893 nucleotides long. RefSeq names its product extracellular calcium-sensing receptor-like. Bases 546 to 3179 code for a protein of 877 amino acids. The transcript is spliced from 9 exons. Gene Ontology annotation, biological process: G protein-coupled receptor signaling pathway. Gene Ontology annotation, molecular function: G protein-coupled receptor activity. The record is from RefSeq and is a predicted model, not a curated record. Gene Ontology annotation, cellular component: membrane. NCBI's taxonomy places the organism in Eukaryota, Metazoa, Chordata, Actinopteri, Pleuronectiformes, Scophthalmidae.